Musa acuminata AAA Group (dessert banana) is the source of this 2084-nucleotide messenger RNA. Its product is annotated as two-pore potassium channel 3. Gene Ontology annotation, biological process: potassium ion transmembrane transport; stabilization of membrane potential. The coding region runs from base 297 to 1712 and encodes 471 amino acids. The record is from RefSeq and is a predicted model, not a curated record. Gene Ontology annotation, cellular component: plant-type vacuole membrane; plasma membrane. Gene Ontology annotation, molecular function: outward rectifier potassium channel activity; potassium ion leak channel activity. The transcript is spliced from 2 exons. Lineage: Eukaryota; Viridiplantae; Streptophyta; Magnoliopsida; Zingiberales; Musaceae.
CAUCAUUGUCUUAUCGCCCUGCAUAUACCACUCUUCGCAACCCACCUGUCGCCCUGCGAUUCCGCAACUCUCUUCUCUCUCUCUCUCUCUUCCGCCACCGCCUUUCUCUCGCCUCCCAACACGAAUCAUUUAGUUCUCUCCGUUUCUUUUUAUUUGGAAUUCGGUGCUUCAAUUCAGACUCUCUCUUCCUCCUUCGACAACCCACUUCGCAACCAACGCAACCCACGACAUGGUCAUAUAGCAUCGGUGGCUUCCUCCUUCGAACCUUUACUCUUCCUUUCCCCUCCCCCCAACCCAUGGAGAGAGAGCCAUUGCUCCCCAUAAAAACCACUUCCCCGUCGGCGGCAUCUUCCCCAUCUCUCCCCUCCCACCGCAGGAAACCCUCCCUUCCACCUUCCACUCCCACGUCCUCCUCCUCCUUCGCCCUCUGCCCUCUCCCCGAGGACGGCGAGAUCUCCCUCCCCAUCUCCUCCCCUAGCGCCGCCGCCUCCUCGUCCCUCAAGGACCGCCUCAUCUUCGGCCUUCCCUCCCCCGCUGACCUCCACCACGACGACGACGCCGCCGCUGCCGCUGCCCUACCCCCCUCUUCCCCUCCCGCAUCCCCCAACGCCAUCCCUAUCCCCGGCAGCCCCGGCCCCAAUCCGCUCUCCUCCGCCGCCGCCGAUGCCUGGCUGAGCGACCCCUCUGCCGUGCGAUGGAAGACCAAUCUCCAUCGCUCCCGCACCGCGCCGGCCAUGUCCGCCAUCAACGAGGUCGGCCCCUCCCGGGUCGACUCUCCCGGCCGGCCCUCCAUCAUCGCCCAGGCCUUCCUCCUCCUCGUCGUCUACCUCGCCUUCGGUGUCGCCGUCUACACCUUUAACCGACACCACUUCACCGCCGCUGAGACUCACCCAGUCGUCGACGCUCUCUACUUCUGCAUCGUUACCAUGUGCACCAUUGGCUACGGCGACAUCACCCCCACCACCGCCUCCGCCAAGAUCUUCUCCAUUACCUUCGUCAUCAUCGGCUUCGGAUUCGUUGAUAUCCUCCUCUCCGGAAUGGUGUCCUACGUGCUCGACCUCCAGGAGUCCCUCCUCCUCUCCGCCGUCACCAAGCCGGAGAGGGUCGACGACAAGAAGAAGCACAAGCAGCAACAGCAGCAGCAGCAGGACCACCACCACCACCGGCACGAAAUCGCCCGGAACUACAUCAUCGACGUCAAGAAGGGGCGGAUGCGGAUUCGGAUGAAGGUCGCCCUUGCCCUCGGUGUCGUCCUUCUCUGCAUCGGCCUUGGCACCGGCGUGCUCCGCUUCGUCGAGCGUCUCGGAUGGCUCGACUCCUUCUACCUCUCUGUGAUGUCGGUCACCACGGUCGGCUACGGGGAUCGAGCGUUCAAGACGAUGCCGGGUAGGCUGUUUGCGUCGCUGUGGCUCCUUGUCUCCACGCUCGCCGUUGCGCGUGCUUUCCUCUACCUUGCUGAGGCAAGGAUCGAUAAGAGGCAUAGGAAGAUAGCAAAAUGGGUGCUCUCCAGGGACAUGACUGUCUCGGAAUUCCUUGCAGCUGAUAUCGACAACAACGGCUUUGUCACUAAAUCAGAGUUUGUAAUUUACAAGCUCAAGGAGAUGGAGAAGGUAACAGAGACGGAUAUCAUGCUGAUAUGCAAUCAGUUUGAUAAACUAGACACUGGAAAAUGUGGAAAGAUCACGCUUUCAGAUCUCAUGAGUCAUCACUGACAUAUUCAUGCAAUUAAAGUCAGUUGUUAUAGAUACAAAUUUGCUGGGUUGACCGCUGCAAGGAAAACAAUUUCAGAAUUUGAUCCACGGGAUUCCAAAGAUGCAAGCGGAUUCAGCUUUAGGUGGGAGAGAACUAUGGAUUGCAGUUCGUGUGUAUCGCGUAUUACUACUACUUUUAUGCCACCCGAUAGGGUAAUCAGGGCAGCAGCUGAAACAUGCACAUUGUCUUAAAGACUCUGCAACCAGCAAUUGAUUGCUCGUUCCUUUUAGGUUCUGUUAUACUCGUAUACACAAUCCAUGUAUUUUUCAUCCAUGUAUUGUGAUCAUUCUUUAAAUUGGAUUAGAAGUUACAAGUAGUAGACAUUUAAUGCU